Molecule: messenger RNA, 761 nt
Organism: Camellia sinensis
Lineage: Eukaryota; Viridiplantae; Streptophyta; Magnoliopsida; Ericales; Theaceae
Source: RefSeq, a predicted model, not a curated record
UCAUCUGGGAGAAACAGUCAUGUUAGCACCAUUACACUGAGUGGCAAGACAUUGGAAGGCACAGAGACCAGUGGGAACAGAACAACAAUGUGUCCACUCCAGGGCUAUCUGCUUGGGUCAGCAAUUGAGUUGCCAGAAACAAAGAAGGAACAUAGAACAUCACUUGGGGAGCUGUUUCAGAGGACAAAAAUGACAGAGGAAAAUUCUGUCGCUAAAUGCGAGAGCGGAGAAAAGAAGGCAGACAAGGAAACAAAUAAAUCUGCUAUACGUCUCGUGAAAAGGAUACUGAAGAAAAGAAUGGUCCAUGAUUCCUCUCGGACCUCCACCACAGUGACUGGGGGAAAUGUUAUCUCUGCUUCAAUGGAGACGAAACUGCAUAAGAUCCUCCACAUGUUCCACAAGAAAGUCUAUCCUGAAAACUCAACUUCUGCAUGGAAAUCAGAUAAGCCCCACAAGAAUGAACCAAAGAACAACAUCACCUAUGAGGAGGGGUACUAUGACGGAGAUUAUACGCACCCAGGGGAAGAUAUCAUAAUAUUUCCCCAUACAACCCUUUCAAAAGAGAGCAUACGAUGCUUCAAGAGACACUCAAACCCAUCACAACUCACAAUCAGUGGAAGCAAUUCAAAUGGGAACAGCGAAAACUGGAUCAAUACAGAUGCAGACUGUAAGUACACAUAUAGCUACCUUUCCCAAAAUCUAUUUUAUGCUCCAGACUUCAUGGUGAUUAUAAUUUGAUUAUAGAAACUAAAUUCUGAGCC